AUGCCAGGAGGAACGCAAUCUAAACCCCUUCAUCAGGUCUUGCCCGAGAUAGAGUAUCAAGACCGGGGCUCUCCUCUCGUUCCGCUCAGUUUGUCCUCGUUGUCAUUGUCUCAAAAUUCUGCGGAACACGGGCUGCUCGAUCUGGGCUUAAGAAGGCACAGGAACCCCUACCGAAGCCACCGUCUUCAAGGCAAACUACCCUCAUUCUCGUCCCCAUCCACCAUAAGCCGCGCUAGCUCUGGAGACGCUUCACCGAUUCUUCUCUGUACGACCCCGCUGUGCCAUUUGGGCUACCGGCAACAGGCCCCCUUUUCUCCCUCAAGCCCGUGCGAAUCGAUCUCAAGCCACGACUCUAGGGUCAACAACGAUUUUCUCGACAUCGGCACGAUCUCAGAUCCUGCACUGAAAGCUCGCACGGCGUGCCUGCAUCAUCAGCACGACUCGAGAGAGGGCGUUUUCGAAACAAAGAAAGGGGCUCCUAUCGGUUGUCACAAGCGCCACAGGCUUCUAGAACGGCUCGUCCCGUUCUACCCUGCUCAGAAGCUCCGAACCCUACCCAGCGAGAUCGACCCGCCUUUCAGUGCCGUUGAUACGCAGAAACUAGGCUCGUCUUCAGAGGAACUCGGUCGAGCAAGACAUUGCUCCCCGCUGGAGCCGAGGCGUCUCGCAUGA
Podospora pseudopauciseta is the source of this 672-nucleotide messenger RNA. RefSeq lists its product as uncharacterized. The coding region runs from base 1 to 672 and encodes 223 amino acids. The transcript has 4 exons. The record is from RefSeq and is a predicted model, not a curated record. NCBI's taxonomy places the organism in Eukaryota, Fungi, Ascomycota, Sordariomycetes, Sordariales, Podosporaceae.